AUGGAUGCUCAGUUCGUGCCAGUUCUAGUGAUUGUUGUUAUCAUCAUCGUGAUCAAGUUUGACAGGUUUCAAGAAGGGUCCCUAGCCCUCCCAAGGCUGUCUGCCACCUGUCUCUCACACCUCAGCGGACACAGUGUUUACCUGUUGUUGCAGGGAACAGUCAGCACAGCCACCAGCAACCACCAUUCUAACAUUCGCCUCUAUGAUUUUGCCUACCGUAAGAACCUCAUCUUUGCAAGUGCCCCUGCCGCUGACCAAGUGUCCUCUCUUUCCUCCUCCAGGUGGGCCUUUCUGGAGCUGGGCACGGAUGGCCGCUACAAUGACAGCCUGCAGGCCUAUGCAGCCGGCAUGGUGGAGGCUGCCGUGUCCGAGGAGCUCAUCUACAUGCACUGGAUGAACACGGUGGUGAACUAUUGCGGCCCCUUCGAGUAUGAAGUCGGUUACUGUGAGAGGCUCAAGCACUUCCUGGAGGCCAACCUGGAGUGGAUGCAGCAGGAGAUGGAGUUGAACGAGGACUCCACAUACUGGCACCAGGUGCGGCUGACCCUCCUGCAGCUGAAAGGCCUGGAGGACAGCUACGAAGGCCGUGUGUCCUUCCCAACUGGGAAGUUCACCAUCAAACCCUUGGGGUUCCUCCUGUUGCAGAUCUCUGGGGACCUGGAAGACCUAGAGCCAGCCCUGAAUAAGACCAAGACCAAGCCUUCCCUGGGCUCAGGCUCCUGUUCCGCCCUCAUCAAGCUGCUGCCUGACCAGCGUGACAUCUUAGUUGCCCACAACACCUGGAACAACUACCAGAAUAUGCUACGUAUCAUCAAGAAGUACAGUUUCCACUUUCAGGAAGGCCCCCAAGAGAGGGCCCCCCUCAUUCCUGGCAACAAGGUGGUCUUCUCAUCCUACCCUGGCACCAUCUUCUCCGGUGACGACUUCUAUAUCCUAGGCAGUGGGCUGGUGACGCUGGAGACCACCAUUGGCAACAAUAAUCCGGCCCUGUGGAAGUACGUGCAGCCCAGGGGCUGCGUGCUGGAGUGGGUGCGCAACCUUGUGGCCAACCGCUUGGCCUUGGAUGGGGCCAGCUGGGCGGAUAUCUUCAAGAGGUUCAACAGUGGCACGUAUAACAACCAGUGGAUGAUCGUAGACUACAAUGCAUUCGUCCGUGGCAGGCCCAACCCUGGGAGCGGGGUGCUCACCAUCCUGGAACAGAUCCCUGGCAUGGUGGUGGUGGCUGACAAGACCUCAGAACUCUACCAGAAGACCUACUGGGCCAGCUACAACAUACCGUCCUUUGAGAGUGUGUUCAAUGCCAGUGGGUUGCAGGCCCUGGUGGCCCAGUAUGGGGACUGGUUUUCCUACAACGGGAGCCCCCGGGCCCAGAUCUUCCGGCGGAACCAGUCGCUAGUGCAUGACAUCGACUCCAUGGUCCGGUUGAUAAGGUACAAUGACUUCCUCCAUGACCCCCUGUCACUGUGUGAAGCCUGCAACCCCCACCCCAACGGGGAGAAUGCCAUCUCGGCCCGCUCUGACCUCAACCCAUCCAACGGCUCCUACCCCUUCCAUGCCCUGCGCCAGCGCUCCCACGGGGGCAUCGACAUGAAGGUGACCAGCAUGUCACUGGCCAAGGCCCUGAGCCUGCUGGCAGCCAGUGGCCCCACGUGGGACCAGGUUUUGCCAUUCCAGUGGAGCACGUCACCCUUCAGCAGCCUGCUGCACAUGGGCCAUCCUGACCUCUGGAAGUUCUUGCCCAUCGAGGUCUUGUGGGACUGAGCUCCAUCCCUGCUCAGCUUCCUUCGUCCCUGCUGACCCCCAGCAGAUCCACCCCUACCUAGUGUCGCCCCAACUCCUGCCCCACCCCUGGCUGGGGGGCACUGUCCCCUGCUGUCCCCUGAUCUGGGAUCUGGGUCUGCUGGGUUCCUUCUCGUUUGGGCGGCCUCAUCCCAGAGUGGGAUGGGGCUCAGAACUGGCUCUUGCUGUCUCCCCCACAGUGCAGGAGCGCCUUGCGGGCUCCCUUUGCUUCUCUCUGCAUCUCUCUCUCUCCUCUCUCCCCUUCUCUCUGUCUCUCUCCCACCUCUGGGGACCCCUCCUCAUGCUGCUUCCUCCUGAGGGAUUGGGAGGGGUCCUGGGAUCAGGCUCCGGGGUCCCCGGUGGGGCAGAAUGAGCCUGUUCCAGUCACCACCUCCCAGCCCCACUCCCGCUGGUGGCCCUGGAGCUGCUGAGGUUGCAGCCCUGGGACCUGGGUGUUUUCUCUGGUUGGUGUUGCUCAUCCGGGCCCGCAGCCCCAGCCCCUCUGCUUCCUCUGCUCCUCAGGUCUCCCUUUCUGGGCAGCUUCCUGGAGGACAGAAACUUGAAAACAAACACAAACCAAAGUUUCUGGCCACUUGUGGCUGGAAGGUCCUGAGUGUCCUCUCCCUGGGGCAGGUGGGAGUGUCAGCCCCCCCACGCUCCUGCCUCAUGCCCCUACCCCAACCUGGGCCUGCCCCUGGCCUCAGGGCAGUGCCCACAGAGCCUCUGCUGUAGGAGCCAAACGACAGGGCAUGCCCCCAUCAAACAAGAGAGGCUGUGGCCCCUGUACUGUGCUUCUUGGGGCUGCAGGGAAGGCUGGGUCGACACCUUUUCUCCUCUCAGGUUUGGUUCUGCACCAUCCACUACAUGUCCUCCAGUCUGUACUUCUGUCUGUCCAUCUAUCCAUUCACUUAUCUGCCAAGCACCCAUUGUCCAUCCGCAGUCAUCUGUCCAUCCAUCCACCCAUAUCAACCUGUCCAUCCACUUUUCAUCCAUCAACUAUCCAUGAAUCCA
This is a messenger RNA of Galeopterus variegatus (Sunda flying lemur), 2790 nucleotides long. It is a transcript of the gene PLBD2, whose product is annotated as phospholipase B domain containing 2. Gene Ontology annotation, molecular function: glycerophospholipase activity. Lineage: Eukaryota; Metazoa; Chordata; Mammalia; Dermoptera; Cynocephalidae. Gene Ontology annotation, cellular component: extracellular region. The coding region runs from base 1 to 1761 and encodes 586 amino acids. The record is from RefSeq and is a predicted model, not a curated record. Gene Ontology annotation, biological process: phospholipid catabolic process. The transcript has 14 exons.